AUGACCACCGACGCGUGCACCCCAUCGGAGGCCGACCUGCGCGCCGAGAUCGCCAAGCUCGAGCUUGAACUCAAGGGCGUCACCGAGAAGGCUCGGCUAUCGCAAGAAGCCCUUGACAGCGCGCGGUCCCAGGAGCCCACCGAGCCGAAGAAGAAGCCGCGGCGGCGCGGCGGGAAGAAGAAGAAUAAAAUGUCCGACGCCAUCCAGGAGGCGCGCCAAGAAGUGCAGCGCUGCCCGCGGAACGCGCAGUGCCGCCUCGACCUGGCACGAGCGUACGAGGGCGAGGAUAAAUUCAGAGAGGCCUACGCCGAAGCGUCGGCGGCCAAGAUCUUGAUCCCGACUUAUGGAAGGGCCUGGCGGCUGAAGCAGAAGCUCGAGAAGGUCAUGGCCGAGAAAAACAUCAGUUUUGAGGACGAUGAUAACUUAUAUUUGGAUACGCCUCUGGAUGCGAAAGUAGAGGAUGAUAAUGAAUUGCCGCCCGUCACGGCGGACACACCAGAGGAAGCUCGAGAAAAGGCCGCGGAGGAGAAGAAACAGGGCGACGCGCAUUUUCUCGGAAAAAGACACGAACAAGCGUGUGAACGGUGGGGCCGCGCCAUUGAAUUGUUGAAGGCGCACGACAUCACCGACGUGUCCGUGGCCAAGCUCUACUCGAAUCGCGCCGCGGCUCACCUCGCGUUGAAAAAACAUGUCCUGGCGGCGCGCGACGGAGCCUUGGCCGUCGAAUGCGAUGCAGGAUGGUGGAAGGGCCACUGGUACUUCGGCCAGGCGACUUUGGAGCUCGUGAAGGCGUCGGCCGCGCAGCGCGGCGCGUGCACCUCGAAUGGGGAAAGAGCCCAGGAGGCCUACCGGGCCUUCGUCCGGUGCGCCGGCGUCUGCCCCGCUUCCAAGAAGGACGAGGUGGAAUUACUGGCGGCGACGACCCAACAAAAGAUCUACGAGAUGACGGAGCAGGAGGGCUGCGUGGUCUGCUAAGUAGGGCUUUUACUACUAGUGUUACGGGGCGAGGACUCGUGGCCCAGGGGGAGACAUCGCGCGUCGUUUCGCAUACUUGCUAGUGUCUUACAGGCGCUAGCUAAAGCCGGUAGCGUUGGCCCAAAUCGGCCCCAGAUCGUGGCCGGUCGCAUCCAGGGGCUGCCCGCCGCAGGAAAACGCCUGCCAGCGACCGGGGGCAGCCCUUCCGUCUGCGAGCCUGGGGCAGAAGCUAUCAGAGCCAUGCUGGCCCAGCUGCCCUCGGCCCUUGAGGCUUUUGACGACGCGGGCAGCGUCUUCCUGCCGCCGGACCCGAACUUUCAGGAUCAUGACGACGACGACGAUUCCUUCGCGUCCCAGGAUACAUUAUUAGAGGACGCGCGCACGAAGCACAAGAGGUUGGCAAGGCAGCGCCUCGAGGCCGCGUCGAGGGACGCGAAGCCCGUGAAGACGAUGCCGAUGACGCAGCCUAUUGUCGUCAAAACGCCGAAGAAAGUGCAGCCGCCGACGCCGUCUCCCUUAACACUCGACGCCGUCACAAAACUCGCGACGGCGGACGUAAGACGAGAGCUCGAGGCGCGAGGCCUCCGGAGCGCCGGGCCGCGGAGUAUCGCCGUGGCUCGACUGAGGCACGCGCUCGAGCCCCAGCAACCGACCCAAAAGAAGAGCAGCGGCACCGGGACGGGCGUCUUCGACAUCGCCGACUUUGCGAUAUCUCCGGACGCGGACCGCGUCGCGUUCGGCUCGACGAUACGACUGAAAGUCAGUCCCGAGGAGCACGGCGCCGUGGAGUACUCGAUCCAGUGCGCGAAACUUAUAGGAGGGAGCAAACAACUCUAUCAAGCGUGGGCGGCGCCGUCGUUGACCAAGGGCCAGACCUACGAGCACGUGUUCGACGAUGUUGGUAUUUACAUUUUAUCGGAACCGACGCACCGCUUCGAAUGCCAGGUCGAGGUCUACGCCGUGACCGGGAUGAAGGAGCUCCGCGAGGAGGCGAAGCGCCGGAAGGUCGAGGCGAAGCGGCGCCAGGUGUCCGAGGAAAAGGCGUCGCAGGAGAAGAUGCGACGAGACGCCGAGGCGAAGCGACGGCAAGAAGAGGCGCAGCGCCUCGAGGCCGAUGAGAGAGCCAGAGCCCAGGCCGAGGCCGAGAAGAACGACCCCAAACUAAGGAGGGAGGCCGAAGCGAGACGCGAGGAGGCCGUCUUCGCCUCGUCGCACCAGUGGAAGAUGCGGCCGCGCACGUCGCACACGGGGACCGGUAGGCGGCGAAGAUUGCACCAGCUCCUCGACGAGUCUCGCAACGAGCAGAAGCCGUCGCGGCCGUCCACAUCUCAUUUAGCGAUGCCGGCGCCCGGCCAGCACAAGCCCAUGUACGCCGAUCAAAGACGACCGUCGACGUCGGCCAUGCGGCCGGCGUCCUACGGCGCUUCCCUGAGGAGAGCGCCCCAGGUCCGCCACACGGCCGCCUCUAUUUUAGCUCUGCCGGACCGCUGGGUGAACACCGACUUGUUAGAUGAUGAGAGUGAUGAGGACAUCGUGGCACCGCGACGGCAGGCGAAGAGCCAGAUGGUCUUCGUAAAAAGUUCGGGCACGUACGAGCGACGGUUGACGAGGGCCGCCGUGUCGUCGUUCGCGCCGAAGGCGGCCAAGGCGCCUCCCAAAAAAGCUACGGUGAUGGAGUUGAAAGCGCGCGCCGCCGCUGAGGCUUGUAGGGACCAGCCGAAGCGCCUCGGGGCGCCGGCCGACGACCCGGAGCCAAUCACUCCGCAGCUUAGGGUGGGCGGUUCUGCGACAGAGCGGGCCACGGGCAAAGUAUGUAGAGUCGUCGGCAAGAAGCAGGGCCUCUAUCAAAUCCAGUUCGCCGGCUCAAGUGCGACGCACGCGCGGCGCGCCGCGCAGCUCACGGCUACAAUAGAAGAGGAGGCCGCCGCGCCUGUGACGCCGCCAAAACCACCCGCGCCGUCAUUACCCCAGAUUAUCAUAGAGGACAACGCCUGGGCGCCGCUUGACCUCAUCGUGGCGCCGGGCGACGAGUGCGAGGUGCGGGUCCACGAGGACGAACCUAGAUGUGUGGAAUAUCAAAUCAAAUGCGAGCGCAUCCUGGACUACGUGCCGCCGCUGCACGUGGAGCUCUUCGAAACCAACAUAAUGACGGCCGGCGAGGUCUUUCGGUAUGUGUUCAAGGAACAGGGCCGCUACGAAGUUUUUGACGUCGACGCGCCAGAAAUACGCGGCGUCAUUCACGUC
This is a messenger RNA of Pelagomonas calceolata, 3219 nucleotides long. The record is from the annotation of a GenBank genome assembly. NCBI's taxonomy places the organism in Eukaryota, Pelagophyceae, Pelagomonadales, Pelagomonadaceae.